Ictalurus furcatus (blue catfish) is the source of this 2417-nucleotide messenger RNA. RefSeq names its product cleavage stimulation factor, 3' pre-RNA, subunit 2 (gene cstf2). Gene Ontology annotation, cellular component: mRNA cleavage and polyadenylation specificity factor complex. The record is from RefSeq and is a predicted model, not a curated record. Gene Ontology annotation, biological process: mRNA 3'-end processing. The transcript has 14 exons. Lineage: Eukaryota; Metazoa; Chordata; Actinopteri; Siluriformes; Ictaluridae. Gene Ontology annotation, molecular function: mRNA binding. Bases 430 to 2001 code for a protein of 523 amino acids.
CCCCCAAUCCUGGUUAACCGUAAUGUUCUGCACCUUUCAGAUAGUUUCAUGACAAUGAAUCCAGAUUUCAAAUCAUCGUACACCGCUGCAGUUGUGUGUGUCAGUACACAAUGUUGGCCUGCUAUAGGAAAUGUAGUAUUGUACAGAUGCGGCUGUGUUUAGAAGCAGGACACGGUGACAGGAGUGUGAGUGUGGAAAAAGGGUCAUUUAUAAAGAGCUGUUCGUUCAUACAUGUAUUUACAGAAUCGACACUGUGGGUUAUUACACUAUUGGGCGACAGGGGGCAGUAUGUGCACAUUAUGCGGACCGUUCUGAGACUUUUCGUUUGGAGGAGCAUCCGCUUGGCCGCCAUGUUGAAUUUCGUGUAGUGUUUAACUUCGUGCUUUCAUCACGCUGUUUUCAAAUGAAUAAAGCGCUGAAGUGGGAAUAAUGGCGAACGUAGCAACAGCCAUGGCCGCGGUUGCGGGAAGAGACCCUGCUGUAGACCGCUCUUUAAGAUCUGUCUUUGUGGGGAAUAUCCCGUAUGAAGCAACAGAAGAGCAGCUGAAAGACAUCUUCUCAGAAGUUGGACUUGUUGUCAGUUUCAGGUUGGUAUAUGACAGAGAAACAGGAAAACCAAAAGGUUAUGGCUUCUGUGAGUACCAGGACCAGGAAACCGCACUCAGUGCCAUGCGCAACCUCAAUGGUCGAGAGUUCAGUGGCCGAGCUCUGCGUGUGGACAAUGCCGCCAGCGAGAAAAACAAAGAAGAGCUCAAGAGUUUGGGCACUGGAGCUCCCAUCAUUGAGUCACCGUAUGGAGACAGCUGCCCAGCUGAGGAGGCCCCUGAGUCCAUUAGCAGAGCUGUGGCUAGCCUGCCACCAGAGCAGAUGUUUGAGCUUAUGAAACAGAUGAAACUGUGUGUGCAGAACAGUCCUCAGGAGGCUAGGAACAUGCUCCUGCAGAAUCCACAGCUAGCCUAUGCACUGCUGCAGGCUCAGGUCGUCAUGAGGAUCGUAGACCCUGAGAUUGCCUUGAAAAUGCUUCAUCGGCAAGCUUCUGUGCCACCCGUAAACCCAAACAGCCAGUCGGGGCCUUUGCCAGUGUCUAACCAGCCUCAUGCUCAGCCCAGUGCGCCAGUGUCUCAGCCUCAGGCCAUGCCAGGAAUGCAUGUGAAUGGUGCUCCCCAGAUGAUGCCACCUUCUCAGAUGGGCGGUGGAGUGCCAGGGCCAAUGGCAGGACAGGGGCCAAUGCCGGGACAAGGCCCUAUGCCAGGACCGGGGCCUCUGGGACCAGGAGGUGGAAUGCAGCCUCAGAUGGGGAUCCCCCAAGGAGGCCCUGUUCCUAUGGACAGGGGUGCAGGAAACCUUCAGGACUCUCCUGUAGGAUCAUCUGGGCCGGCUGCUAUCGAGCGGCCGCAAGUGCCCAUGGUAGACCCACGGGCUCCUAUGCGAGGAGCCCCUCCAGGACCUCAGGGGAUUCCACCAAGAGGCCUGCUGGGUGAUGGUCCUAAUGAUCCACGAGGUGGAUCACUAGUAAACGUGGGAGGAGAAGUAGUGGAGCCCCGUGGUUAUAUAGGAGGCCCUCCACCGCACCAGGGGCCACCCAUGCAUAUGGCCCCUCCAGACAUGCGUGGACCUCAUGACAUGAGAGGAGCGCCCAUGUUGGGAGAGCCCAGAGGCCCUAUGAUGGAUCAGCGUGGUCCACCCAUGGACUCUAGAGCCCCAAUUCCUCCAGGCCGUGAUCCUCGAGCUGUAGAAACUCGGGGUCCUGUGGCAGGCCAGAGGGUUCCUGUAGCAGGUGGAAUGCAGGGUGCUCCUUCUCACGCAAUUCCAUCAAAUGCUCCCCCAUCUGCCCGACCUGGUCCUGCACCUGAGGUGUCCUCUCAAGAUCAUGAAAAGGCUGCUCUAAUUAUGCAGGUACUCCAGCUGACUCCAGAACAGAUCGCCAUGCUUCCCCCUGAGCAGAGGCAGAGUAUCCUCAUACUGAAAGAGCAGAUUCAGAAAACUGCUGGUGCCCCUUGAGGAUUCCGAAAAAGAAAAGUCCCCCCCCCUUUCCCCCCCCUUUCCUUUUUGCUUUGUCUGUCUUCCUUGUCUGUACCAAGUCUGUUCAUGUGAAAAGACAGAUUAUUUUCUGUUUCUGUGGGCGUGCAACAUGAUUUAACUGUUUUUGUUGUAAGCUUAACAUGCCAUUAUGGAUUUUUUUGUUUUUUUUGUUUCGGAGUGUUUCCACUGCUAGGAAUUUCUAAACCUUGAAACAAGUUUCUUCCUCUUGUUUUUAGGACUGAGAUAAGAAUACAACAUACCGUACCCAUACAGCAUACCAUACCCAUGUUUAUCUUCUCUGUUUGUCAUUGAAGGACUUAAGGCAUGUUAUUUUUGUUCAUUACAUGUUGCAGGGUUUUUUUUGGAGUGUAAAUAUAUAGUAAUGGGGCAACUCC